AUGUCCUCUGAAGCUCCGACCCAGCCCGAGUCCCAGGGUCUAUUUGAUCUUGGUGUUUUACCCACCAAUUCCCGCAUUUUUCCAACGGAAGAAGAGGCAAUGUUCGCUAUAAGAGAAUUUGCAAUGGGCCAUGGGUAUGGCAUAUCUACUGCUAAAUCUUCAUUUUACUGUGGCCAAAAAAUCAUCAUUUAUCUGCAAUGUGACCGAAGCCGACCAUAUAAGCCCAAAAAAGCACCCACAAUACGUAGAGGUGGCACAAAAUCAACAAACUGUCCAUUUCGCAUGGCUCUUCGGCGUCAAAAACACCCUGAAAAAGAAGGCAAAUUUCACUGGCUUGUAACCGUUACAAAUGGACAUGACCGCCAUAACCACCCUACACAGCCUAUUUCAACACAUUCUACUCACCGAAAGGCUACCAUUCAGCAGCAUGCUGACCAAAUAUCCAUUCAAAUUCGCCGUGGGAUCUCAUCACGGCAGAUUAUUCGGAAUAUCAAAGCCCCGUGGCUUUCACCUCGCGAUAUCUACAAUUUCCGUGCCACUUUGAAUAAAAACGAGCGUACACGUGUGGUCUUUCGAAUUGAAGAGAACAAUCGCCAGUCCACACAAGAGAAUGAUGAUAUUGUCGUUGAAAAUAGAAAUACUGAGCAGGAAAUUGAGAUUGAUGAUCAGCAAAUGAUUGACCAACAAAUUCAUUAUGAGAUGUCACUCGCUGAGAUUGCUACUGAAAUUACGGCAAACUUCGGAGAUAGGAAUCAUGGGAAGUAUAAAGGAAUCCCGUCACAAAUGACAAAUGUAAUGCAGUUUUAG
Penicillium taxi is the source of this 807-nucleotide messenger RNA. RefSeq lists its product as uncharacterized. The coding region runs from base 1 to 807 and encodes 268 amino acids. NCBI's taxonomy places the organism in Eukaryota, Fungi, Ascomycota, Eurotiomycetes, Eurotiales, Aspergillaceae. The record is from RefSeq and is a predicted model, not a curated record. The transcript has 2 exons.